Anoplopoma fimbria (sablefish) is the source of this 1881-nucleotide messenger RNA. It is a transcript of the gene gtf3c5, whose product is annotated as general transcription factor IIIC, polypeptide 5. Gene Ontology annotation, cellular component: transcription factor TFIIIC complex. The transcript has 11 exons. Bases 169 to 1767 code for a protein of 532 amino acids. The record is from RefSeq and is a predicted model, not a curated record. NCBI's taxonomy places the organism in Eukaryota, Metazoa, Chordata, Actinopteri, Perciformes, Anoplopomatidae. Gene Ontology annotation, biological process: transcription initiation at RNA polymerase III promoter.
GCGCUUUUGUUUCCGCCCGGCGUUAUUUUGCACUCGGACACAUAAUCACCCUCCGCUGUAGCCCGUAGCGAGAGUGCGCAGAGCAGCUACGGGCAACUUAAUUGAUUUAUGGUUGAAAACACAGUGUUAAUAUUAUGCCAGCGUGAUUAUCACAUGUAUUAGAGCCAAAUGGCGGACACCAAGGGGCCCAAGCUGGACUUUACUCUGAAAGAACUGACUCUCUCCGGCCAGGCUGAAGAUGUCGAUGUGCCCGGAAGCUCGUCCAGCGUGGUGCUGCAGGACCACAGACUGGUGUGUGUGGAGUAUCCGGCGGUGGUCAGCAGUGUGGACAAGAUGCUGGAGACUCUCGGGGGUGAAAAAGGAGUGUCCAAAACCUUCGCUCACCCCAACAGGCGUCUUGAGAUGCGCUUCCGACCUCAGGACCCUUUCUGUCACUCUCUGUGCGGGAACCGCUUCCCAUCAAGCAACCUCGCCCUCAGAGUACGGCGACGUGUGCGGAAAAAGGACCCCAAGGACUCUGAGAUCCAAAUGGAGAUACUCGGAGUCAUAGGAACAACAUACAAAUUCCAAGGGAUGGCAGACUUUCAGUGCCUCGCUGUGCAUUCAGAAGGUGGAAAAGACAUCUCUUUGUACGACAAAAUCAUCCUCCGCAAAUCAGAGAAUCAAGAAUUCUUCGAGCAGCCGAUGCCCCUCUUUCUUCCACCGGCCAGCUUCUCCCGCCUCGACUGUCCUGUGGAUUAUUACUACCGGCCCGACAUCUUUCAAAAUUCUCCUCAGGUGCCCAUUAGCAAGAACAACUUUAUUGGCUUGAAUCGAGCUCGCCGGCCCCACAACGCCAUUUUUGUCAGCUUCGCCGAUCCCACUGUGCCCACCGAGUGCCUCGAGGCAGCCAGGAUCAACUGGGUUCGAGUGUGCGUGAAGGAGAAAGACAAGCAGGCUGAGGAACAAUUGAAAAAGUUGUUUGAGAGCCGGCCCAUCUGGUCACGAAAUGCGGUCAAGGCCAACAUCAACAUCCACCCUGAUAAACUUAAACUGCUGCUGCCCGUCUUCGCCUACUACAUGGUGACUGGACCCUGGAGGAGUCUGUGGGUGAGGCUAGGCUACGACCCCCGAAAGAGCCCAGACUCCAAGAAGUACCAGAUACUGGACUUCAGGAUCCGCUGUAGCACCAAACACGGGUAUUCAUUAUCUGACAUACCAGUAAAAGCCAAGAGGAGCGCCCUGAACUACAGUCUGCCUAUCACAUUCAACAAAGCAGGUCCUCAGGCAGCCAGUGUCAUGGAACUUCCAGCUCAGGAGGGUCCAGGCUCCAGUCGAGAUCCAGUCCCGAUUACUUACCAGCUGAAGGAGUCCUCCUACAUUUUUAAAGAGGGCAUGCUGCCUCCUCACAGACAGAUGUUUUACCAGCUCUGUGAUUUGGAUGUGGAAAGUAUCAAACAGGUGAUUGACCAGAUGGAUGAUAAUGAGCAGACGUGCGACGAGCGGGACGGCUGGUGUGUUCUCGGCACCACGGACAAGCUGAGGGACAUAAUCUCAGCCAUGAUCAAGACGCUCAUCCGAGCCCAGAAACCAUCGUUGCCAGAGUUCCCCAAGAGACGCAGACGCUUAGGUCUUCAUAAAAAAUACCCAGAGGGAGAUGAUGAUGAAGAAGAAGAGGAGCAGGACGACGAGAACAAGGAUGAUGAAUACGAAGAUGAGGAGGAUGAGUUUCAGCCGUCGGAGGGCAGUGAAAAUGAGAUGGAGACAGAAAUUCUGGAUUACAUUUAACAAAUCACGGCCAUUUGGAUGUCAUUUAUCUUGAGUCUGUUAAUAUUUGACCCUUUCUGUAAAAGGUGAUAUGUUUGAAUUAUGUUUUUAGACUUAAAUGUAAAAAUAAAUAUU